Molecule: messenger RNA, 966 nt
Organism: Aegilops tauschii subsp. strangulata
Lineage: Eukaryota; Viridiplantae; Streptophyta; Magnoliopsida; Poales; Poaceae
Product: F-box/kelch-repeat protein At3g44120-like
Molecular function (GO): protein binding
Source: RefSeq, a predicted model, not a curated record
AUGCCCUCCGAGCUCGUGCUGGAGAUCGUGGCCUGGCUGCCCGUGAAGUCGCUGCUCCGGUUCAGGUGCGUCUGCAAGGCGUGGCGCGACACAAUCUCCGACGAUGCAGCUUUCCACCGCGCCCACCUCCGUGCUCAGCCUCCACGCUUGCUCAUCUCGACCUGCACGGAGGAAGACCGGAUGAACAAGGUCACCACCAUCGGCUUGUACGUGUCGGAGGAGAGUGCUGCCCUCGCAGACACCAUAGACUUUCCUGAAGACCAUACGUAUUACUUCUCGCACUGCAACGGGCUGGUGCUGAUGCCGUGCGUUUUUCACCAAUUGUUUGGCAUCGGAUACGACCUUCGCGGCGACACCUACAAGGUUGCCCGCUUCUUCUUCCGCCCAAAAGAACCCGCCCCGACGGGCGGCUACCACCACAACUUUGGCAUGGAGGUUUACACCAUCGGGGUAGACGAGCAUUGGCGUGAGACGGUGGAGAAGCCACCCUAUGCCGUUGACAUUACAGGAACCUCGGCCUUCUCGAGGGGUUCAUUGUUUUGGACCAUCGACCAUACCGAACCUGUGGGUGGAGAAUCCCCAUCAGGGUUUCUCCGCUUCAGGCUAGAGGACGAAUCGUUCAGCGUCACGCCGCCGCCUCCUUGUUGCGAAGGGCUCGUAUACGAGAUGUCCUACUUGUCUGAGCUGCAUGGGGAGUUGAGCGUGGCUCAUCCUGGGCCCAACUGUGAGUCGAUUGAGAUUUGGACGUGCAACGAUGUGGACACCAACCCACCAGAAUGGACGCUGUGUUACAUCUUCAACAACUAUUGUCCCCAGCCGGCUGAAGGGCUCGACAUCGCCAUGUACCAUCUAUGCAAAGAUAUGUUUAUCCUACAAGUUCUCAAGGAUAUAGUUGGACUAGAUCGCUUGAUAUAUCACCCCCAUGACUCGGUGAUCCCCUACAUUCCAUCCCUAGUUCCGGUCUAG